This is a messenger RNA of Thrips palmi, 1347 nucleotides long. RefSeq names its product receptor-binding cancer antigen expressed on SiSo cells. The record is from RefSeq and is a predicted model, not a curated record. The transcript is spliced from 5 exons. Gene Ontology annotation, cellular component: secretory granule. The coding region runs from base 260 to 916 and encodes 218 amino acids. NCBI's taxonomy places the organism in Eukaryota, Metazoa, Arthropoda, Insecta, Thysanoptera, Thripidae.
AGCAGCAGGCUGCUGUUUCGUCGGCUGACCGAGGCGAGGGUGAGGUUAGCUGGACUUGUCAACUUCUUGUCGUCAGCCGACGAGCUGGACGUGAACCCCAAACAAACCUUAUUUUCUCAACCUGAAAGACUCCUCCAUCGAUCCAAACUCCAGUAUUCAGAUCAGUAUCUCUCUUUCCCAGUGUUUGGGAAACGGGGGAAAUCCACUGAAGGAUGGCAGCUGCAGCACCGUCCCUACAAAUGCAGCUGUGACUUCUACAAUGGAAAUUCCAAUCUUUACAUUUAUCCUUACCCGUAUUAAGUUACUCUUCUUCCAUUUGAUUGGCUACUUCAAAAGAGCACUCUGUUGCUUUAGCAGAAGAAGACGGGAUUCAGGCGAACAUGUUAUGCUGACUGGAGUUGGAGUGAUUCCAUCAUCAUCCCCAGCCAUGGUUGAAGACACCUGGGCCCAGUGGGACAACACUAAUGAACCGGAAUGUGUGCUUACAUACCAAGACCAGAAAAAACCUUGUGACAUUCAAGAGCACAUAGAGUUAUACCGACAACAAACUAUGGCUCUGGCUCGUCGGACAUCAGAGGAAACUGUGGAACCAGAGGCCAAUUACUUCCAGGAUAUGACACCCACAAUAACAAAGCAGAAAAAAAUAUUUGUGAAUAGCCGUAAACAAAGAGAAAGUAAUCAGCCAAGCUUAUCGCUUGGUGUGCAGAUUGGUCAUGUUGAGGCUGGUGGUGAGUUAGGAGAAUGGGUGGAAAAUCCUGGCUGGGAUGACGACUCUCAACUUGAUGGCGAUGAGACUGUGGAUGCCUUAGUCCGUGAAAAUCGAAGGCAAGAACGUGAAAGAAGACUCCUGGAACAGCAGCAGCGGCGCAUGGAAAGGCAUGGGCGGGCUGUUCCUCUUGGUGCUCGUAUCAGUUAAAAUUAAACUUAGUUCAGGCAUCUCUUCUGAAGAAAGACAUUUUUUUUAAAUGUUUAUUUUUGUUGUCUCCCCUCAUUUUGUGGGUCUUUUUGUGAUGAUAUUUUAUCUGCAAGAUACGCAGUUUUAAUCAUUGUUUAUUUUAUGGUAAGCUACGUGAUAUGUUUAGAAGUGUAGGAUCUCUGUGUAUUUUGAUCAAGAAAACGAAUGUUUGAAAACAUUAAUAUUAACUGCGAUGCUACUGAUCGCUCAACUGUGAAUGUCUUUAGCUUGUGUGAGUUUGGCUAUGCUCAAGUUAUAUUUACAUAAAUAUAUAUACAUACUAGAUUUACAUUGUGUGUCAAAAGACAAUGAUUGAUUUGCUUUUUGAAUUUAAAGAGCAUCUCACACCUACCAUAAACAUGAAUUAUAUUGUCAUUUUAGAAAAAGGAGAA